Condylura cristata (star-nosed mole) is the source of this 1565-nucleotide messenger RNA. It is a transcript of the gene PAWR, whose product is annotated as PRKC, apoptosis, WT1, regulator. Bases 173 to 979 code for a protein of 268 amino acids. NCBI's taxonomy places the organism in Eukaryota, Metazoa, Chordata, Mammalia, Eulipotyphla, Talpidae. Gene Ontology annotation, biological process: apoptotic process; positive regulation of apoptotic process. The record is from RefSeq and is a predicted model, not a curated record. The transcript is spliced from 7 exons. Gene Ontology annotation, cellular component: cytoplasm.
CGCCCCCUUUUGUGUCUCCCCUCAGACCGGUGGGCCACUGGGGGAGCCGCGGCCGCCCCCGCGCCCGGGGGUCGUUCCCACGCAUCCUCCCGGCGGCGGGCAGGAAGAGGCGGCGGCGGCCGGAGCCGGGGUGGGCGGCCUGAGGUGCGAGCCGGCCAGCCCCGCUGGGAAUAUGGCGACCGGUGGCUACCGGGCCAGCGGCGGCAGCACCACAGACUUCCUGGAGGAGUGGAAGGCGAAGCGGGAGAAGAUGCGCGCCAAGCAGAACCCCCCGGAGGAUGAACCCGCAGGCGGCGCCGCCGCCUCCUCGUCGGGGGCACAGCCAGCCCGGGGCGACGAGGAGGAGCCGGACGGCGCCCCGGAGAAGGGCAGGAGCUCAGGCCCCAGUGCCAGGAAAGGCAAGGGGCAGAUCGAGAAGAGGAAGCUGCGGGAGAAGCGGCGCUCCACCGGCGUGGUCAACAUCCCCGCGGCGGAGUGUCUAGAUGAAUAUGAAGAUGAUGAAGCUGGACAGAAAGAGCGGAAAAGAGAAGAUGCAAUUACACAACAGAAUACGAUGCAGAAUGAAGCUGCAAGUUUAUUAGAUACAAGCACUUCCUGUCUGCUUCAAGAGCCAUCUAGAACAGUUUCAGGCAGAUACAAAAGUACAACCACUGCAUCUGAAGAAGAUGUCUCAAGUAGACAUACCCGAGCAGACAGAAAUGCGUUCAGCAGAUACAGGGAUGCAAAUGCUUCAGGUAAUUUGGUCUCAAGUAGCACAUUGGAAAAGAAAAUUGAAGAACUUGAAAAGGAAAUAAUAAAAGAAAGACAAGAAAAUUUAAGGCUUGUGAGACUAAUGCAAGAUAAAGAGGAAAUGAUUGGAAAACUCAAAGAAGAAAUUGAUUUGUUAAAUAGAGACCUAGAUGACAUAGAAGAUGAAAAUGAGCAACUAAAGCAGGAGAAUAAAACUCUUUUGAAAGUUGUGGGACAGCUAACAAGGUAGAAGAUUCAAGGCUCAGUGUGGAAAAUAUAUUUUAAACUACUGAUUGAAUGUUAUGGUUAAGGUUAGGGCAAUAUUCCUGUGCUGCAAUACAUAAAACUGUGUAUAUUUAUUUCUAGAAAACAGUGAAUGUUUAUUUUCAAAUAUUUGUAUUGUUAGCUUCAAAAAAGUAUCAAGCUUUUUUUUUUAUGAAUAACAACUUUCAAUUAUUAAAAUAGGUUAUGCCUCCUUUGGUUUUUGUGAUAUUCAAGUAAUAUAUGAUUUAAAGUCACAACCAUUUGAGUAUGUUUUAUCUGUGGUAGCACAUUUUCUUAAUGAAAAAUACAUAGUCUUUGUUUACAUGAAUUCAAAUACUUUUGGGGAAUUACCUGAAAAUGCCUUAUUACUGAUGUGUUCGACCUUUUAUGUUUUGAUGAUUUACUGAUAAAAAUCUUUGUCUAUUUUCAUUUUUUAUUUCAACUUAUUCUAAGCAAUUUAGAGUAAUACUGAGUCACACUCUUGUAUACAGUCAUCUUUGAAAAGGAGAGCUGUUAUAAAAAGCCACUUAAUAUCAUGCACUAGCUGACUGAAUAUAAAAUUUAAAAGAAUA